Molecule: messenger RNA, 1349 nt
Organism: Daucus carota subsp. sativus
Lineage: Eukaryota; Viridiplantae; Streptophyta; Magnoliopsida; Apiales; Apiaceae
Product: replication factor C subunit 2
Exons: 7
Coding region: 110-1114 (334 amino acids)
Biological process (GO): DNA repair; DNA-templated DNA replication
Cellular component (GO): DNA replication factor C complex; nucleus
Molecular function (GO): DNA clamp loader activity; DNA binding; ATP binding
Source: RefSeq, a predicted model, not a curated record
AUAUUUUAAUAUAAUAAUAAUGGAAAAGGGCAGAGCGCGAGAGCAAGGGUUUUGGUGAAGGGGGGAAAUUGAAAUUACAGAGAAACACACACACACAAAACACACAGUAAUGGCGUCGUCGUCGUCAGCAUCGAUGAUAAGCCAGGGGUAUGAAAUGCCAUGGGUGGAGAAGUUCAGACCUUCCAAAGUCUGCGAUAUUGUCGGCAAUGAAGACGCCGUUUCCAGGCUUCAAGUCAUCGCUCGUGAUGGCAACAUGCAUAAUCUCAUCUUAGCUGGACCUCCUGGAACUGGUAAAACCACCAGUAUACUGGCUCUUGCACAUGAGCUCUUGGGACCAAACUGCAAGGAGGGAGUGUUGGAACUCAAUGCAUCAGAUGACAGGGGAAUUGAUGUUGUGAGAAACAAGAUUAAGAUGUUUGCGCAAAAGAAGGUCACUCUACCUCCUGGGCGGCACAAGAUUAUCAUUUUGGACGAAGCUGACAGCAUGACAUCUGGAGCACAACAAGCCUUAAGGAGGACGAUGGAGAUAUAUUCGAACUCCACACGGUUUGCUCUUGCUUGCAACACUUCCUCAAAGAUCAUUGAGCCUAUUCAGAGUAGAUGUGCCCUUGUAAGGUUUUCAAGAUUAUCAGAUCAAGAGAUCCUUGGACGUCUCAUGGUGGUGGUUGCAGCAGAAAAGGUUCCUUACAUUCCAGAAGGCCUUGAAGCUAUUAUAUUCACUGCUGAUGGUGAUAUGAGACAGGCAUUGAAUAACUUGCAAGCAACAUUUAGUGGAUUUCAGUUCGUGAACCAAGAAAAUGUGUUUAAGGUCUGUGACCAGCCUCAUCCCCUGCAUGUAAAGAACAUGAUCCGCAAUAUUCUCGAGGGAAAAUUCGAUGAUGCCUGUUCUGGUCUAAAGAGUCUCUACGAUCUCGGCUAUUCGCCCACUGACAUCAUCACAACGCUUUUCCGAAUCAUAAAGAACUAUGAUAUGCCAGAAUACCUGAAAUUGGAAUUUAUGAAGGAAACUGGUUUUGCCCAUAUGAGAAUCUGCGAUGGAGUUGGUUCAUAUCUUCAACUUUGUGGUCUAUUGGCUAAGUUUGCAUUGGUCCGGGAGACAGCCAAAGCUGCAUAAACAAAUUCCUCUAGUAAGAAGCUUAUGUUAAAUGGAUUUCGUCUUGGUUUCUUAUAUACUACCUUUUGUCAGUCAAUCUUCAGCGUUGUAUGAAUGAAGUGUAUUACUCAAGUAGCUUGCGGAUAUUGAGGAUAGCAACUUUGUGGUUCAGUGUUUCUGCAACUCUUUUAACCAAGCAGUGAGGAACAGAUCUGCCAAAAAAAACUUUCAUGGAUAUAAAUAUGCUUUCCCAUGA